This is a messenger RNA of Wallemia ichthyophaga EXF-994, 465 nucleotides long. RefSeq names its product Eukaryotic translation initiation factor 1A. The transcript has a single exon. Lineage: Eukaryota; Fungi; Basidiomycota; Wallemiomycetes; Wallemiales; Wallemiaceae. Gene Ontology annotation, cellular component: cytoplasm. Bases 1 to 465 code for a protein of 154 amino acids. Gene Ontology annotation, molecular function: RNA binding; translation initiation factor activity. The record is from RefSeq and is a predicted model, not a curated record. Gene Ontology annotation, biological process: translational initiation.
AUGCCUAAAAACAAGGGAAAGGGCGGUAAGAACCGCAGGCGUGGAAAGAAUGACAACGAGAAUGAUAAGCGUGAGCUUAUAUUCAAGGAGGAAGGACAAGAGUAUGCGCAGGUAUCGCGUAUGCUGGGUAAUGGAAGACUAGAAGCGAGCUGCUUCGAUGGGAAUAAACGUCUUGGACAUAUACGUGGUAAGAUGAGAAAGAAGGUUUGGAUUGGAAAUGGGGAUAUCGUUCUACUCAGUUUGCGUGAAUUUGAAGAUGAGAAGGCGGAUAUAAUACACAAAUACUCACCAGAUGAGGCAAGAGCGUUGAAGCAAUACGGCGAACUGCCUAAUGAAGCACGUAUCAACGAGAAUGAAGCAUUUGGUGAUGAUGAUUUGGAGGGUGAAAUUGAAUUCGGCGAGCAGCAAGACGAACAAGGGGAUGAAGACAGUGAAGAGAGUGAAGUUGAUAUAAAUGAUCUGUAA